This is a messenger RNA of Lethenteron reissneri (Far Eastern brook lamprey), 3396 nucleotides long. Its product is annotated as muscarinic acetylcholine receptor M2-like. The record is from RefSeq and is a predicted model, not a curated record. Gene Ontology annotation, cellular component: plasma membrane; dendrite; synapse. Gene Ontology annotation, biological process: adenylate cyclase-inhibiting G protein-coupled acetylcholine receptor signaling pathway; chemical synaptic transmission; G protein-coupled receptor signaling pathway, coupled to cyclic nucleotide second messenger. Gene Ontology annotation, molecular function: G protein-coupled acetylcholine receptor activity; G protein-coupled serotonin receptor activity. Lineage: Eukaryota; Metazoa; Chordata; Hyperoartia; Petromyzontiformes; Petromyzontidae.
GGGUCGCCGGGGAGGUGGGGGCGCGGAGGAUGCAAAGGCGGCCGUGGGGAGGUGGACUGCAGUGCGCGCAAUGUGACUGACGCUGGGAAGGAAUUAUUCAUCGAUAUUUAAUCACUGAGAGUCGGAUCGUCUAGGACUGGCUUCAACAUCACCACCACCAUCAUCAUUGUCGUUAUCAUAGCCAUCACCACCACCACCACCACCAUCAUCAUCAGAAGACAUCUCCCCGAUCAUCUCAUCAACAUCAUGGAGAACCUCACUCUGUUGGGCGACCCGGGUCCCUAUGGGUCCGCCAACACCAGCAACGGUUCCCUGCCCGUGGACGCGGCCGUCAACGGCACCGCGGGCACGUCGCUGGCGAUGGCGACGGCGACGGGCGGUCCCUACCAGACCUUCGAGGUGAUCCUCAUCGCCAUGGUGACGGGCUCACUGAGCCUCGUCACCGUGGUGAGCAACAUCCUCGUCAUGGUCUCCAUCAAGGUGAACCGCCAGCUGCAGACGGUCAACAACUACUUCCUCUUCAGCCUGGCGUGCGCCGACUUCUUCAUCGGCGCCUUCUCCAUGAACCUCUACACCCUCUACAUCAUCGCGGGCCGCUGGCCCCUGGGCGCGCUCGUCUGCGACCUGUGGCUCGCCCUCGACUACGUGGCGAGCAACGCCUCCGUCAUGAACCUGCUCAUCAUCAGCUUCGACCGCUACUUCUGCGUCACCAAGCCGCUCGCCUACCCGACCCGCCGCACCACCCGCACGGCGGGCUGCAUGAUCGCCGGCGCCUGGGCGCUCUCCUUCGUGCUCUGGGCGCCCGCGAUCCUCUUCUGGCAGCACAUCGUGGGCGAGCGCACCGUGCCCGACGGCGAAUGCAGCAUCCAGUUCCUGUCCAACCCCGCCGCCACCUUCGGCACGGCCAUCGCCGCCUUCUACCUGCCCGUGGCCAUCAUGAUCGCGCUGUACGCGCGCGUGUCCCGGGCGAGCAGGAGCCGCGUGGGACGCCGCGGGAAGAGUCGCAGGACGAGGCGCGGGAAGGCGGACGCCAUCGGCAAGAUGCUGAGCGGCGAGAUGGGGAGGAAGGCGUCGGGACGCGGUGGCGGUGGUGCUCAGCCUGGCCGCUACGCGAUCCUCUCGCGGCUCAGGCUGACGCGGCGGUUGGUGACGGAGCGCUGCGGUGGUGGUGGUGGCUGUGGUGGUGGUGGCGGUGGUGGUGGUGUUGGCUGCGGUGGUGGUGGUGGUAGUGGCUGCGUGAAGUCGAAGGUGUCGGACGCGACGGCUGUGGUUGUGAUGAAGAACGCCGACAACAACGGGCUGCUCGUGCUGGAGGCCUCCUGCAAGCGACACGCCGAGGAGGAGGAGGAGAAGGAGUCGGCGGCGGUGGUGGUGGUGAUGGUGGUGGAUGAGGAGGAGGCGGCUGCUGCUGCUGCUGCCGCGGCUACCGGCGAGGGGAGGUGCGACGGGGAGAAGGAGACCUCGGAGUCGAGUUCGCAGACGCCGAGUUCCAAGAAGGGUCCCGAGCUGUGCGACGAGGAAGACGACGACGAGGAGGACGACGACGACGACUCGACGCCCGAGGAGGAGGAGGAGGACGAGGCGGCCACGGGGGACGCGUCCGCGCCGCGCGCCGUGACGCGCUGCGCGGGCGGCAGCAACGCCACGUGCCUGACGGUCAUCGAUACGACGCCGCCGGUGGCAAGCGGCGGCAGCAGCGACGCGGCCACCACCACGAGCACCGGCAGCGCCACCGCGGCCACCACCGCGGCCACCACCACCACCACGUCCUCGUCCUCCUUCUCCUCCGCCUCCGUAGCCGCUGCCACCAACGUCAACGUCACCGCGGCAGCGGCAGCCUCGGCGAGCAACGGCGAUGGAACGGACGGGGCGGUGAGCAGCGGCGCUUCCAAACGACAGCGGCGGCAACAGCAGCAGCAGCAGCAACAGCAGCAGCAACUGCAGCCGAGGCAACAACAGCAGCAUCAGCAGCAGCAGCAACGUCAGGCGGACGUCGGGAAGCAAGUCGGGCAGGCGCUCGGCGGAAAGAGCGGCGCCGGGAAGAAGAAGAAGCAGCGGCAGGCGGCCGCGCGCGAGCGGAAGGUGACCCGCACCAUCUUCGCCAUCCUGCUGGCGUUCAUCAUCACGUGGACACCCUACAACGUCAUGGUGCUCAUCACCACGUUCUGCGACCGCUGCGUGCCCGCCGCCGUGUGGAUCAUCGGCUACUGGCUCUGCUACAUCAACAGCACCAUCAACCCCGCGUGCUACGCGCUCUGCAACGCCGCCUUCAAGAAGACGUUCAAGCGCCUGCUCCUCUGCCAGUACAAGGACAUCGGCACAGCCAGAUGAGGAGUCCCGGAUGGGGAGGAACGCGUGGCCACUCGGGAGAGGCUGUAGUGCGGUGGUGAUGGUAGUAGUGGCGGGUGGUAGUGGUGGUGGCUGGUGGUGGCGACGGUGGAUUUGUAGGAUCCGUGGGUUGCCCGAUGGCCGUGUUUCACCUUCCCAUGACCGUGUUUGAUCGAACAUCCCAAUGUAGCAAGGACCCUCGUGUAGCAGAUAUCUUGGGGACUCUGCGUGGACUUGCUGGGUAAAGAGUAGCUUCGUGUAUCAUGAUAGCAGUCGUCGUAUUGUCAUCAUUCGUCUCAAUGUCGUCGACGUGGCCUGCCUUCGUACAGACGCGGCUUGCGCCACACAGUGCCGCCAUCUGUUGCGAUCAAAUCCGAAGAUCGAGCAAGCGAACAGAGACAACCACAUUCUGGCACGUCUCUGUCGGGCACAUUUAUCGGAGUAUGUGGAUACACGUCACGGAAACUACAGCGGGAUUCCGCAACACUUUUCUGCACCGCUCCCCUCCUCGAAGUGCAAGAUACAUACAUUCAUCGAGACCCACAGACUUACACGGACCCACAGACCUAGACAGAGACCCACAGACUCACACAGAGACCCACAGACUCACAUCGAGACCCACAGACUCAUAUAGAAACCAAUAGACUCAUACAGAGACCCACAAACUCACGCAUAGACCCACAGACUCACAUAGAAACCCAUGGACUCAUACAGAGACUCAGAGACUCACACAUAGACCCACAGACUCACAUAGAUUGGAAAAUGAUUUCUUCGGAACGGAUUGUUGUGUUUUUAGUUUGGUGUUUGGCCCCCGCACCUCCCAUGAGCAUGAUUGGCAAUGUAUGGUGCGCGACAUACAUUCCACAUACAAACGCACAUAUAUCGUGCGUUACACUUUUAAACUAUUUUUUUAUUUGACCAGGUAAGGCGAUCUAGUUGCUCUUUUUCAGAAGCGGCCAGGCCAUCACAAAUGAUAGUUCAACGAAGUGGCUUCUCAUCAUCAUCAUCAUCAUCACGCGGAAUUUAUCACUGCAGCCAAAAACGCGUGAUGUUGAUUCUAAAUGUGGG